AUGUACACCCAACCAAUUCCUCACGACUGGCAUGGACAAUACCCACUCACGGACCUCUCAAGAUGGAAACUAGAAGACUUUGAAGACGGCCUCGGUGAUCAUAAUUGGACUUAUGUUCCAAAGGGCCAAAAAGGGUACAAGCAGCGGCUCCUCGAAAAGUAUUGGAUAGGAGAGAAAUACCAAGCUCCUAAGCUUCCUAAAGCGCGGACUCCGUUGGACGCCGCGAAGAAUGGCUACACCUUUUACAAGAACCUGCAAGCUCCAGACGGACACUGGCCUGGGGAAUACAGUGGACCGCACUUCCUCCUCCCUGGUUAUGUGAUUGGAUCAUAUGUGACCAAGGCCCCCAUUAAAGAGGAAGAGCGUGUCGAAAUGAUCCGCUGGCUCUUCAACUACGCUCACAAGGAUGACGGUGGAUGGGGAAUUCACGUCGAAGGCAAGAGUACAGUCUUUGGCACUGCCCUCAACUAUGUUACACUACGUCUGCUAGGCGUAGACGCAGAGCACCCAGUAAUGGUCAGAGCACGUGCUACGCUCCAUAAGCUUGGCGGCGCACGCGGGGUACCUGCCUGGGGCAAGUUUUGGUUGUCUAUUCUCAACGUAUACGAUUGGGAAGGAAAUAAUCCGAUCCCCCCUGAGCUCUGGCUUCUUCCCGAAUGGCUCUUCGUCCAUCCACAUCGGUGGUGGAUACACACAAGGAAUGUCUACAUUCCCAUGUCCUUCCUGUUUGGAGUGCGAUACAAGGCAGAAGAGAAUGACCUCAUCCUAUCACUUAGACAGGAACUCUAUACCGAAAACUAUUAUUCUAUAGACUGGCCGGCUCAGCGAAAUCAUAUCGCCCCAGGAGACAUUUAUGCCCUCACACCUUUGCACUGA
This is a messenger RNA of Serendipita indica DSM 11827, 876 nucleotides long. The record is from the annotation of a GenBank genome assembly. Lineage: Eukaryota; Fungi; Basidiomycota; Agaricomycetes; Sebacinales; Serendipitaceae.